AUGAAAUUAAUUUUUCUUGGUUUGCUGGCGGCCAUUGUCGCGGCGAACGCGGCGGUAGUUAAGAAUCCUUGCACAGCACCCGGUUUCUUUGCAUUCAUCGAUAAUACGGCCACUUUUUAUGGUUGUUACCUAAAUGAAGAUGGCAGUUACACUAUUAGAUAUCUAUCGUGCUCAAGUGGAUACGUUUUCAGUCAAAGUGCUGGUUACUGUGUAGUGUCAUCUGGUGAGACAGAAAGCAGCACAGUUUCCUCGAGUACAAGUACCUCCACCGCUUCUACUUCAACAACCACUACCAGCGAAGAACCCAGUACCACUACUGCAGGACCGCCUAGCACACAAGAACCCACAACCAGUUCGGAACCAUCAAGCAGUCAAGAACCUAGUACGACCGAAGAACCAACUUCAAGCGAAAAACCGACUACUAGUGACGAACCUAGCAGCAGUGUAGAUCCCGGUAGCACUGAAGAAUCCACUACCACCGCAGUACCUAUUACUACUACGGAUGGGCCUACUACCACCGAAGAGCCAACUCCUAGUGAAGAGCCUACUACAAGUGAAAAACCACCAAGUAGUGUAGACGCCAGUACUACUGAAGACUCCACUACCACGGAAGUACCUACUACUACCGAAAAAUCUACUACCGAUGGGCCUACUACCACCGAAGAGCCUACCCCUACUGAAGAGCCUGCUUCUACCGAAGGUUCUACUACCGAUAGGCCUACUUCCACCGUAGAGCCCACUCCUACUGAAGAGCCUUCUUCUACCGAAGAAUCUACUACCGAUGAGUCUACUUCCACCGAAGAGCCUACUCCUACUGAAGGGCCUGCUUCUACGGAAGGAUCUACUGGCGGAGGGCCUAAUUCCACCGAAGAGUCCACUCCUACUGCAGAGCCUGCUUCUACCGAAAAAUCUACUACCGAUGGGCCUACUACCACCGAAGAGCCUACUCCUACUGAAGGGCCUGCUUCUACGGAAGGAUCUACUGGCGGAGGGCCUAAUUCCACCGAAGAGUCCACUCCUACUGCAGAGCCUGCUUCUACCGAAAAAUCUACUACCGAUGGGCCAACUACCACCGAAGAGCCUACUCCUACUGAAGGGCCUGCUUCUACCGAAGAAUCUACUACCGAUGGGCCAACUACCACCGAAGAGCCUACUCCUACCGAAGAGCCUGCUUCUACCGAAGAAUCUACUACCGGUGGGCCUACUUCCACCGUAGAGCCUGUUUCUACUGAAGAAUCUACUACCGAUGGGCCUACUACCAACGAACAGCCUACUACUACUGAAGAGCCCGCUUCUACCGAAAAAUCUACUACCGAUGGGCCUACUACCAACGAAGAGCCUACUCCUACUGAAGAGCCAGCUUCUACCCAAGAAUCUACUACCGAUGGGCUUACUAACACCGAAANAGAGCCUACUCCUACCGAAGAGCCUGCUUCUACCGAAGAAUCUACUACCGGUGGGCCUACUUCCACCGUAGAGCCUGUUUCUACUGAAGAAUCUACUACCGAUGGGCCUACUACCAACGAACAGCCUACUACUACUGAAGAGCCCGCUUCUACCGAAAAAUCUACUACCGAUGGGCCUACUACCAACGAAGAGCCUACUCCUACUGAAGAGCCAGCUUCUACCCAAGAAUCUACUACCGAUGGGCUUACUAACACCGAAAAGCCUACUCCUACUGAAGAGCCAGCUUCUACCCAAGAAUCUACUACCGAUGGGCCUACUACCACCGAAGAGCCUACUCCUACUGGAGAGCCCGCGUCUACCCAAGAAUCUACUACCGACGGGCCUACUACCACGGAAGAGCCUACUCCUACUGGAGAGCCCACGUCUACCGAAGAAUAUACUACCGAUGGGCCUACUACAACCGAAGAGCCUGCUUCUACCAAAGAAUUUACUACCGAUGGGCCUACUACCACCGAACAGCCCACCCCUACUGAAGAGCCUUCUUCUACCGAAGAAUCUACUACCGAUGAGUCUACUUCCACCGAAGAGCCUACUACUACUGAAGGGCCUGCUUCUACGGAAGGAUCUACUG
Messenger RNA from Rhagoletis zephyria (snowberry fruit fly), 2038 nucleotides. RefSeq names its product cell surface glycoprotein 1-like. NCBI's taxonomy places the organism in Eukaryota, Metazoa, Arthropoda, Insecta, Diptera, Tephritidae. The record is from RefSeq and is a predicted model, not a curated record. Gene Ontology annotation, molecular function: chitin binding.